CAGGGGCAUUGUGGAUGUGAGCACCGCGUGGUUCAAGCCCCCCCUUUUUGGAAGGAUCCACAGGGCUGGACCAGAGCGGAAGCAGGUGGAAGAACCCUGUGGUCAGCCCAAGGAGUUCUGGCAGGUGGCUUGGGCGAGCGGCUGAGGAGCAGACAGCUUUGGUCUGGGGACAGGACAGCGCCAGAGAGGAUGAUGACCCCAGACUGGCACAGCUCCUUGAUCCUCACGGCCUACAUCCUUAUCUUCCUCACUGGGCUCCCCGCCAACCUGCUGGCCCUGCGGGCCUUCGUGAGCCGGGUCCGCCAGCCCCAGCCCGCCCCGGUGCACGUCCUCCUGCUCAACCUGACCCUGGCGGACCUGCUCCUGUUGCUGCUGCUGCCCUUCCGGAUCGUGGAGGCGGCGUCCAACUUCCGCUGGUACCUCCCGAAGAUCGUGUGCGCGCUCACGGGCUUCGGCUUCUACAGCAGCAUUUACUGCAGCACGUGGCUGCUGGCGGGCAUCAGCGUGGAGCGCUACCUGGGAGUGGCCUUCCCCGUGCAGUACAAGCUGUCCCGCCGGCCGCUGUACGGGGUGGUGGCCGCGCUGGUGGCCUGGGUCCUGUCCUUCGGCCACGGCACCAUCGUCAUCGUGGUCCAGUACCUGAACUCCACCGAGCAGGGCGUCUCCGCCAAUCAGAUAACCUGCUACGAAAACUUCACUCAGGAGCAGCUGGACGUGGUGCUGCCCGUGCGGCUGGAGCUGUGCCUGGUCCUCUUCCUCGUCCCCCUGGCCGUCACCAUCUUCUGCUACUGGCGCUUCGUGUGGAUCAUGCUCACGCAGCCCCACGUCGGGGCGCAGAGGCGACGCCGGGCGGUGGGCCUGGCCGUGGUGACGCUUCUCAAUUUCCUGGUGUGCUUCGGGCCUUACAACAUGUCUCACCUGGUGGGUUUCUUCAUGAGGCAGAGCCCCUCGUGGCGGGUGGAGGCCGUGGUGUUCAGCUCCCUCAACGCCAGCCUGGACCCGCUGCUCUUCUACUUCUCUUCCUCCGUGGUGCGCAGGGCUUUUGGGCAAAGCGUGCUGCUCUUCCGCAAUCCCGGCUCCACGGUGCUGGGCAGAGGGACCAAGGAGACCUCGGUGGAGGGGACCAGGAUGGACAGGGGUGGGAGUCAGGCGGAGGGGGUGCAGAGCUCAGACGUCAUCACCGAGUAGAGAGCUCCCCGGGUCUUCCUGAGCAUCCGGGUCACCCAGAAGUUGGGCCGUCUAGCAGAGCACCUGGGACUUCGUAAAAGAGAAAAGAUUAAAAAAAAGAAGAAAACAAAAAGGAGAGCUACCCACCCGCUUGACAUCACUGCGUGACUGGAUUUUCCUGCCCAGAGAAGAGCUGCAGCCUUAAAACACAGAAGGGCCAGGGGCCCGCAAGCCAGGUGGUUCACGGGUGAGCAGUUUUUAAAGUAAUUUUCCUCCAAGCUUGGAAACAUCACUUGGAGACAGAGGUCUGGCUGGGGAUUCUGGAAGGAAGCCGAUGAGAAAAGACUAGGGGGACCUGUGGGGAGAAGAGAAGUCUCAGGAAAGCUCUCAGCCACGGGACUAUCCGGGAGGACGGGGGCUCCUUCUGUGGUGGUCUUGGUCUUUGUGUACCCGUUUGAGCUGUCCCCUUUGUAAAUGCCCUCAAGCCUAUUUUCCCCGUUUUGGUUUUGCCUCCGCUGUUAAGCUGGGGGCGGGGUUGCGCGUUUAUCCUCCCCCAACCCAGGCGAGGAUGUGUCUUGGUACCAGUCUGUCUGACUCUGACACUGACCUGCGUGGGAGGACAGGAAGGAAAAAAUAAUACCUGGUUUGGCAGGUUAAAAAUAAAAAUGAUGAAAGUGUGAA
Psammomys obesus (fat sand rat) is the source of this 1848-nucleotide messenger RNA. RefSeq names its product free fatty acid receptor 2 (gene Ffar2). Bases 190 to 1188 code for a protein of 332 amino acids. The record is from RefSeq and is a predicted model, not a curated record. The transcript is spliced from 4 exons. Gene Ontology annotation, biological process: G protein-coupled receptor signaling pathway; cellular response to fatty acid. Gene Ontology annotation, molecular function: G protein-coupled receptor activity. Gene Ontology annotation, cellular component: plasma membrane. NCBI's taxonomy places the organism in Eukaryota, Metazoa, Chordata, Mammalia, Rodentia, Muridae.